Molecule: messenger RNA, 1023 nt
Organism: Epithele typhae
Lineage: Eukaryota; Fungi; Basidiomycota; Agaricomycetes; Polyporales; Epitheliaceae
Product: Clavaminate synthase-like protein
Exons: 7
Coding region: 1-1023 (340 amino acids)
Source: RefSeq, a predicted model, not a curated record
AUGCCUGGUCUCACACCUUACCCGCCUUUCCCUCAGGACGUCUCCACCAGCCCCCUCUUCGUGAUUGACUAUGAGCUUAUCAAAGCUGGAGAUGCGGACGAGAUCGAGAGGCUCUGGAAGGCUGCGACGGAGAUGGGGUUUUGGCACCUCACGAACCACGAGGAAGAGGAAGGGAUGUUUGCUAUGGGUGAGGAGGCGACCGCUCUUACCCUCGAAAGAAGCUGCUUCUUGGGCAGGGAGACCACGGCGUUUCGUUUGGGUACGUUCUCUCGAAUCUCUCGCAUUUACACUCUCCACCAACCUCCGCAUCGGCACAGCUACAAGGCCGCCGGCGUGCUGUUCACCGACAACAAAGGCACGCGCGACGUCACCGAGUUUGUCAACAUCUCCAGGAACGACGCGCUCGCCUGGCUGGCCGUUGCCCGCGGCAGGUACCCCUCCUCCGCCAACGCGUGGAUGGAGUCCACCAUCACGCCAUUCGUGAAGAACUUGUCGCUCGCGAUCGACAACCGCCUCAUCGGCGUCCUCAACGACAAGCUCAGGCCUUGCGGGCACGCUCAUAAGGCCGAGGAAGCGCCGCCGUGUGCUGGGCCGAACUUUGAGUCCAUGUCGUUCCUCCACAAUCGCCUCGGGGGCUUGCAGGUGCUCCCGCCCGGGUCUGACCAGUGGUUCUACAUCAAGCCCCUGUCCGGACACGCAACCUGCAACAUCGGCGACGCCCUCAACAUCUUCUCCGGCGGCAUCCUGCGCUUCAACAUCCAUCGCGUCGUGCCCAGUACGAACGCCACUCUGUCGUCUUCUUCACCCCCGAACGACAUCGUCGAGCUACGCACGCUGUCCGAGCAGAACGAGCGCAUCGCCGCGGCGGUCGCCAAUGCGCCGCUGGGGAAGUACACCCCCAGCGUGAUGGCGAUGGAGUGGCUGGUGAGGAGGGUCAAGGCAGCGGGUGACAAACUGCAAGAUAGCUGGACGGAUAGGCAGGGUACUGAGGACACGGCGAUUCCGAGCCAGGGGAAGAUCUGA